Messenger RNA from Prunus armeniaca (apricot), 525 nucleotides. Lineage: Eukaryota; Viridiplantae; Streptophyta; Magnoliopsida; Rosales; Rosaceae. The record is from the annotation of a GenBank genome assembly.
AUGAAGGAGAAUGGCAGCCGGAAACAGGGCGCGCCCUCACCCUGCGCAGCAUGCAAGCUUCUGAGGAGGAGGUGUGCGCAGGAUUGUGUGUUUGCUCCCUAUUUUCCUGCUGAUGAACCCCAGAAGUUUGCCAAUGUUCACAAAGUGUUUGGUGCCAGCAAUGUCAACAAGAUGUUACAGGAGCUGCCAGAGCACCAGCGUGGAGAUGCAGUCAGCAGCAUGGUGUAUGAGGCAAAUGCCAGGGUGCGAGACCCAGUUUAUGGGUGCGUAGGGGCAAUUUCGUCUUUGCAGCAACAAAUUGAUUUGCUCCAGACCCAACUGGCUCUGGCUCAGGCAGAGGUGGUGCACCUUAGGGUUAGGCAGACUGCAUCUUUCUCCAACCAUGGGCUGAGCCCGGCUAGCCCAAGUAACAGCGGCUCGCCGUCUUCCAAGUUCAUGGGCUCUCAAGCCCGGCCCAUUUUCGACAUGGAUAUGAUGGUGGACCAUACCAGCUUGGGACUGGGAGAGUCCAUGUGGUCAUGCUAA